AUGGAAAACAUUUGGUCCUGCAUCUCGCCCUUAAUCAAUUGCUUGACACCUUGCGCUGGUGAUUGGAUAGCUGAGCAAGUCAAUCAUGUAAUCAAAUUUGAGGAAAACCUGGAUAGAUUAAAGUCUGAUUUGGUUGAAUUGAAGCGGAUCAGAAACGACCUGGAGCCACAGGUUGCUGUUGCUGAGGAGCAAUCAAUGAUGCAGCGGCUGGACAAAGUAAAAGGAUGGCUUUCAGAUUUUCAAACCAUGGAAACUGAAUUAACUGAAGUGAUAGAAAAUGGCAUCAAGGAGAUUGAGAAGAAUUUUUGUUGUGGAUGUCCCAAGAAUUGCUGCUCAAGGUACGAGUUGGGAAAUAAAGUAGCCAAAAAACUAAAAGAUGUUGCUAAUUUAAAGAGCAAAGGAGUUUUUGAAGAGGUAGCUCAAAGGUUACCUUCACCUCCAGCUACGGUAAGACCCAGUGAAGGAAUAAUAAUGGGCAUGAAAAAUAAUUUAUGUGAGAUUUGGGGGCACCUCGAAAAAGAAGAUGUGGGAAUCAUCGGCUUAUAUGGGUUAGGAGGAGUUGGGAAGACCACUCUGCUAACUGAAGUCAACAACAAGUUUGUCAAUACAACUCAUGAUUUUGAUGUUGUGAUUUGGGUAACGGUGUCCAGUAAUCUAGAUUUGGAUCAGGUUCAAGAUGACAUCGGAAAAAAGAUAGGACUUUAUGACGAGAUAUGGAAGAAUAAAAGACCAGAAGGAAAGAAAGAAGAUAUAUGUGGAGUGUUGAGCAAAAAGAAGUUUGUUUUGUUGUUGGAUGAUAUGUGGGAGCGCCUUGAUCUCUUAGAGGUUGGGAUUCCACUUCAAAACAAGCAAAACUCCAAGAUAGUAUUCACAACCCGUUCUAAAAGGGUGUGUGGCCAAAUGGACGCUCAUAAAACAAUUGAAGUGGAGUGUUUGCCAUGGGGGGAGGCUUGGGAUUUGUUCCAAAAGAAGGUUGGUGAAACGACCCUUAAAUCCGAUCCAAACAUACCUGAGCUAGCUAAACUUGUUGCCAAAGAAUGUGACGGCUUGCCACUUGCACUUGGUACAGUAGGUAGAGCCAUGGCUUACAAGCAAACACCCCAAGCGUGGAAGCAUGCUAUUAAAGUGUUGAAGAACUAUGCUGUGCGAUUUCCAGGUAUGGAAAAAAAGGUGUUUCGUCCUUUACAUUUAAGUUAUGAUAGUCUACCUAGCGACACAGUGAGGUCUUGUUUCUUAUAUUGCUCUUUAUACCCUGAAGACUCGUCUAUUCCUGUAGCGGACUUGAUAAACAAAUGGAUUGGUGAGGGAUUUUUAAAUGAAUGGAAUGACAAUGAAGAUGGAGCUGAAAACCAAGGGUAUGACAUUAUUGACACACUUCUUCAAGCAUGUUUGUUGGAAAAGGUAUCUAGUGACUUUGUAAAAAUGCAUGACGUGAUACGUGAGAUGGCAUUGUGGAUAGGUCGUGAAUAUGAGAAGCAGACCGACAAGUUUUUGGUGCGAGUAGGUGGGAGGGAGACUGAAGCACCAGAAAUUUCAAAAUGGAAAGAGGUAAAGAGGAUGUCAUUGAUGGUAAAUAAAAUUGAGAGACUAAUAGGAACACCAACAUGCCCUCAGCUCACAACUUUGUUUCUGAAUGAAAAUUCUUUGAAGAUGAUCAGUAGUGGCUUCUUCCAAUCUAUGCAUGCUCUCAAAGUUCUAGACCUGUCAAGGAAUACAUUUUUAGGUGAUUUACCAUCAGAAAUUGGUGAAUUGACUUCAUUGCAGUAUUUGAAUAUAUCUAGAAUAAAUAUAAGUCGGUUACCAGUUCAGCUCCAAAACUUGGUAAAUUUGAAAAUUUUGGAUAUGGAAAGUACAUUUUGUGGUCAAACUUCAAUACUCCAAGUGAUAUCAGGUUUAUCAUCCUUGCAAGUGUUGAAGAUUUCCGGUGUUAACAUCAACAAUGAAGCUUUGGUAGAGAAAUUGGAUGCUUUGAAAUUCUUAUAUUUUUUGAAUAUGACAAUGACAAAUGCCUCUGUUUUCCAAAGAUUUAAAAAGUGCCACAAGUUACAGAGCUGCACUCGAUAUUUAUGCUUGGAUUCCUUCAGUCGUUGCAUCACUUUCAAUAUAUCUUCUCUGCAAUAUAUGAAAUGUCUAAAUUCCCUUCAUGUCAGAUUUUGGGAUGAUUGUGAAGAUUGGGAGAUUGAUUGGAAUGUAGAAGGAAAAGAGAUAGAAACUAGUAAUAAUCCCCUCAACUCUCACAUCAGAAACCGACCAUGCUUCCAUAGCCUUCAUAGUGUAUCUAUAGAGAGAUGCCAAAGGUUGAAAAAUGUAAAAUGGCUUAUCUUUGUUCCAAACCUCAAGUAUAUUGUUAUAGAGUUUUGUUAUAAGAUGGAAGAAGUAAUUAGUAGAGAUGAAUGGAUGGAAGCUGCAGAGAAAGGGAAAAUUUCAAAACCAUUUGCAAAACUGGAAACUUUAAAGUUUCAUUUUCUUCCACAACUAAGGAGCAUCUACCACAGUCCCCUGCCCUUCCAUUGCUUGAAACUCCUCGCGGUAAACGAGUGUCCAGCGCUGAAGAAGCUUCCACUCAACUUUGAUAGCGCUAAAGAACAUCGAACUGUCAUUACUGGAAGCAGAGACUGGUUUGAUAAGUUGGAAUGGCAGGAUGAAGCCACAAGAAAUGCUUUUCUUCCAGGUUCCCAAAUUAACCGAUGA
This is a messenger RNA of Ilex paraguariensis (yerba mate), 2691 nucleotides long. Lineage: Eukaryota; Viridiplantae; Streptophyta; Magnoliopsida; Aquifoliales; Aquifoliaceae. The record is from the annotation of a GenBank genome assembly.